Molecule: messenger RNA, 1546 nt
Organism: Symsagittifera roscoffensis
Lineage: Eukaryota; Metazoa; Xenacoelomorpha; Acoela; Convolutidae
Product: solute carrier family 25 member 44-like
Exons: 7
Coding region: 6-1253 (415 amino acids)
Biological process (GO): branched-chain amino acid catabolic process; branched-chain amino acid transport
Cellular component (GO): mitochondrion
Molecular function (GO): branched-chain amino acid transmembrane transporter activity
Source: RefSeq, a predicted model, not a curated record
UUCAGAUGAGCAAUGAAAGAUCGAAUCCGUCGAGUGAAACCGUUGCCACAAAAUUAGACUCAGCAACAGUGGUACCAUCAGUCUCAAAGACAGAAAGAAAAGCAUCAUCAAAUGAAAUAUCAGAUAGCAGUAUCAGCAGUCGGAGAGGAAACCUAGAACAUAAUGAUAGAACAGUUGGGAAAUAUUCACCACUGCACAAUACGAAACAAACUUUGUUGCAAUCAAAGAUGCAGCCAGUUCGUCUCGAUGAGUCGGCGUGUUCGAUUCCCGAGAUGACGACAGCUUCAGACUUGAUCGGAACAAAUCCGAGUGUCGGAUCCGAACUUAAAAUGGAGGGAUACACUCCGAUAGGGUUCGAACACAUGAACAUGCGUAACUUCGCCAUGCUGUCCUUGGGCAAUUCUUUCAUUAUACGGACAUUGAUAUACCCGACGACAUUGAUCAAGACACGGUUGCAGGUGGAAAAGAGUGGCGCCGGAUACUUGAAUGGGCGCGAUGCAUUCCGCAAGAUCCUCAAAUCAGAAGGCGUCUCUGGACUGUACCGUGGAUUCAGUGUCUACAUGGCCAGUGCUUUCUCAGGGUGUUGCUACAUUCUAACUUACGAGUACAGUAAACACUGGGUCAGAUCGGCAGGAGGAGGAAGGACUGCUCAGAAUAUCACAGCCGGUGCUCUGGCCUCGCUGGUCGGACAGACCAUCUCAGUUCCAGUGGACAUUCUAUCCCAGCAUAUGAUGAUGACGGCUCGUCGUGACAUGCGUGUGCACAGUAUAGGAGAUGUGAACAUUCCCAAGGGGACUUCUCUCUUCUUCGUGGCCAGGACAGUCUACUCCAAGUAUGGACUCUGUGGUGUGUAUAGAGGCUACUUCUCCUCCAUGUUUCUGUACGCUUCAAACUCUGCCCUCUGGUGGCAGUUUUACUCAAUAUAUAAUGAUGCGAUUUGCAGUCGGAAGCCAGAGUGGAUGCCGACUAUUCUGUGCAACUGCAUCACUGGACCCUUAGCCGGACUGACCUCUUCCUACCUCACAAACCCACUGGACGUCAUCCGGGCCAGAAUGCAAGUGGAAGGUCAGCCGAGUGCAUUUGCAACAAUGAAGAGUCUAAUUGAAAGCGAAGGUCUCAUACACGGAAUGCAUAAAGGUGUGGGGGCCAGAAUGUUCAAUGCAGUUAUAACCUCCCUAAUUAUCACCUUAACCUAUGAAGUGACAAAACGGUUUAGUUUGAAUUCAGAGAAUAAAAAGAAUUUCAAUUGGUAGCUGUAAUAUCAUCUGUGCUGUUUUUCUCGGAAUAAAUCAUUUCCAAAUUAACUUCUUUAUCGGAAAUUUAAUCAAAGCGACAUUGAAGUUUGGUUUUUUCUAGUUAUGAUAUCUUGCCCAUAACUAUAACGUUGGGUGAUCGUAAAAAAAGUUCACCUGUUUUGUCUAUUAUAACUGCAACCCCAUUUCAAAUUAGUAUAUCAAAUUCAUUGCUAUUUAAGUUCAAUUUUAUAGCGAUGUACAGAUUUUAUAUUAUUUUGAAUUUCUCUCAUUCUAGUUAUUUUGGAUGAUAU